Hemiscyllium ocellatum (epaulette shark) is the source of this 439-nucleotide messenger RNA. It is a transcript of the gene mt2, whose product is annotated as metallothionein 2. Lineage: Eukaryota; Metazoa; Chordata; Chondrichthyes; Orectolobiformes; Hemiscylliidae. Gene Ontology annotation, molecular function: metal ion binding. The transcript has 3 exons. The record is from RefSeq and is a predicted model, not a curated record. Bases 89 to 277 code for a protein of 62 amino acids.
CACUCGCCGUCAUUCAACAGCUGGGACUGAAGAGAGGAGUGUCACUAAACAACAGCAACAAGAAACAGCAGCAGAGCGAGCUGACAGGAUGUCUGACACUUCUUGCACGUGUAACCUGGGAGACACUUGUAACUGCGGGGACAACUGUAAAUGCAAAGACUGCAAGUGUACAUCGUGCAAGAAGAGCUGCUGCGCAUGCUGUCCAGCCGGCUGCAGCAAAUGUGCUCAGGGUUGUGUGUGCAAAGGAGCCAGCGACAAAUGUAGCUGCUGUCAGUGAAAAUCUUCAACGUGGACUGUUUUAAUUUUAUGAUGUGAACGACUUGUUUUUAAUCCUUUUUGUGGGACUCAAUCAUAUGUAAAGGAGUAAUUGCUAAUACUUUUUUUUUACUUUGUUUUAUGUUGAAUGGCAUCUGCUUAAUAAAAUCUGUUUACAAAAUAA